AUGACUGCCAAGAAAGCCCGCAAAGAAGGCUGUGGAACAAAUGAAAGCCGCGCAAAAAAGCACUAUUGGCAAGAAAGCGCUAGAAGCCUACUAGCCAAGAAAGCAGCAAGAAGGACUGAAUUGGCCAGAAAGCCUCAAAAAAGAAGGCCUGACGCCAAGAAAGCCACGAAAAAAGCCUUCUGCCAAGAAAGCCCACAAAAAGCCCUGCUGCCAAGAAAGCCGCAAAGAAGCUGUUGGCAAGGAAAGCCGCAAAGAAUGUUGUUGGCCAGAAAGCGCAAAGAAGGCUUUUGGCCAGAAAGCCGCAAAGAAGCGCUGUUGGCCAGAAAGCCGCAAAUAGAAGCCUGCUGCAAGAAGACAGCAAAGAAGCCUGUUGCCGCAAAAAGCCGUGCUAGCAAGAAAGCCGCAAAAAAGCCUGGCUGCUCAAGAAAGCCCGGAAAGAAGCCUACUGCAGAAAGCCGAAAGAAGCCUUUGCNGUCCAAGUCGCUCUCCAAGGACACCGACUCGGAGGCGCGCCGAACGCAGCGCCGAAGCCGAAGCCGACGACAACAAACCAGGGCCGUGACAGCGAGGCCGGCGGACAGGGUGCUCUCGGCCGUCGCGUCGAUCGUCACAACGCUCAUCCUCAGAUACUACUCCUCUUUCCCCGUCAUGUGA
This is a messenger RNA of Penaeus vannamei (Pacific white shrimp), 654 nucleotides long. The record is from RefSeq and is a predicted model, not a curated record. Lineage: Eukaryota; Metazoa; Arthropoda; Malacostraca; Decapoda; Penaeidae.